This is a messenger RNA of Periconia digitata, 439 nucleotides long. NCBI's taxonomy places the organism in Eukaryota, Fungi, Ascomycota, Dothideomycetes, Pleosporales, Periconiaceae. The record is from the annotation of a GenBank genome assembly.
GAUGAAUGGCCUUGUUUGUUCGGGGUUUGUUAUAUCAUUCCAACUCGGUGUAAAAGCGUUGCUUCACGGGUUCUACAGCAAAUCAAGUCGAUGGAAAAACCCCUACAAAGUCGUCCCUCUCCAACAUCACGCAUGAAAAUCCACAAUAAACCGCAUCAUGCAUUCUCAAAAGCACAACAUCUCUUACUCCGACACAGUGACAUACCAGCUCGCCCGACCACCAGCGCUUACACACAAACCCACUCCGAACCCUCUCACCCGGGUCGCCUUACCACCCACACAUUAUCCACCCACCCUCGAAGAUCGUUCCCAAGCAAAGCUAGCAAAUCGCACCGCAAAAACGGCCUACCAACAAUCCACCGUCCAUCUGAGAUCCACAGUGGGCUCCGAUCUCCAAUUAAAUAUCCCAAGGAAGCAGAAGCAGAAACAUAAAGGAUGA